This is a messenger RNA of Pelobates cultripes (western spadefoot toad), 2455 nucleotides long. NCBI's taxonomy places the organism in Eukaryota, Metazoa, Chordata, Amphibia, Anura, Pelobatidae. The record is from the annotation of a GenBank genome assembly.
AAGCAAAGGAUAUGGGUCCAAAUCCUAUUCCUACUCACUGCAAGGUACUGAUCAAGGUGUUAGAUGUCAAUGACAAUGCACCAAAUUUACAAGUCACAUCUGCUUCUCAAAAUUCUGAGGAAAUUGUGGUUUCAGAGGCUGUUCCUUUGGGAAGUUUUGUAGCUCUAGUAAUGGCCACUGAUCCUGAUUCAGGUGCCAAUGGUCAGGUACAUUGCCAUCUUUUACAAGAACAUGGCCAUUUUAAGUUACAGAAAUCCAAUGGUAACAGUUAUAUUUUGAAAACCAAUGCUUUGCUAGAUAGAGAGAAAUGGGAGGAAUACAAUCUGACCAUCCAAGCACAAGAUCAAGGAACCCCAACCUUUACAUCCAUGAAAUCAUUAAAGAUUCGUGUUAGUGAUGCUAAUGACAACCCUCCAAUUUUUGAAAAGAUCAGCUAUGAAGUCUCACUCAUGGAAAAUAAUCACAUACCUACCCAUCUACUUAAAGUACAUGCCCAGGAUAUAGAUUUGGGUGCUAAUGCUGAAGUUACAUACAGUAUUAUUGACUCUUAUAUUUCAGGAACUCCAGCCUCGAGUUGGGUCUCGAUUAACUCCAGUAGUGGGGAUAUAUUUGCCUUGAAAACCUUGGAUUAUGAACAAAUGUCUGAAAUACAAUUUCUUGUCCAGGCACAUGAUAAUGGCCACCCAAAACUGAACAGUAAUAUUUCAGUCAGAGUAUUUCUGAAAGACCAAAAUGACAACAAACCAGUAAUUGUACAACCCCCUCUAAAAGGUGGACGUGCAACUAUCACUAUUCUGGUGAAUGCAGAAACUGGUCAUUUGCUGUCCUCCAUGGACAAGAUAAUUUCACAGGAUGGAAAACACUAUACAUUUGGAAAAAGCUUUGCAGGACCUCAUGAAAUUGCAGCAGACCUAUCUCAUCACAACAUGCACCAGAUUCUUCACGUAGUAGCCACAGAUGCAGAUUCAAAUCAAAAUGCUGAACUUCUCUAUCAUCUAGCAAACAAUCAUUAUGGUUUAUUUGCUAUAGACACUAAUCUGGGUUUUAUAUAUGCAAAUGUAAGCAAUGGCAGUCACCUUAUAGGAAAUGCUUUAGAUAUGGAGGUCAUUGUUAGAGAUAAUGGAAACCCUCAGCUAGAAGCCAAAGCUUUAUUGACCAUCAUGUUUAGUAGUCAUUUGGACCACUUAAAAAAUUCAGCUAAUGGAUCUAGUGGAAAAUUAAGCCUAUCUAUGGUGAUUGUUAUCUGCCUGGCAGUUCUUCUGGCUGUGUGUCUUCUUGUUUUGGCUCUUGUCAUGUCUUUUUGUCGAGUAGAUAGGAAAGAUAACAGAGCCUACAACUGCAGGAAAGAAGAGUCUGCUUACAGGCAUCAGCCAAAAAGGCCCCAAAGACUGAUUCAGAAGGGUGACAUCCAUGUAGUUCCCGUGAUGAGAGGAAGACAGCCACAGGCUGGAACUCCACCUGACACUACCAAAACAUUUGUUGCAUCAGAUGAAUUAAAAGAAAUUCCAGAAGAUGAUUCCCUCACUACGCCUUUUCACCUAACACCUACUCUUUACCGUACUCUAAGGAACCAACAUAAUCAUGACAUUUUUCAUGAAGACACUCAGGACUUGGAGGAAUCUUUUUCUUUGCCUCCUUCUGUAUGCCGGACACUGCAGUACCAAAGACAAAGAAGUUACUCUAGAGAGAAUCUUCAAGACUUUCACAGCACUCUCCCUGCUUCCAAAACCUUAAAGAACCCAGGCAGCCCCCAAGUGAGACUCAUUAGUGACCCUGUCUCUUCUGAACCCCUGCUUUACAACAAUGGUGAAUUCUCACCAGCCACCUCUCCAACUCUGAGACGUUCCAAGCGUGCAGAAGAAGCAUCCCGUGAGCAGAUCUUACAGAACCUAGUACGACUGUCCAUGGUUGCUUUAGCAGAGAAAGAAGCAGUGGAACUCACUAUGCAGUCUCCUCACGUUCAGGUAAACUUUAUAUUGCUCUGUGGUGGACAUGUUCCUGUAUAGUAUUUGUUAGAUAAUCAUGUCUCUAAUGCCAUAAACGAUAUUUAUUGUUGUAGAGUCUUGUAUUCUCGCAGUGAUAUGCAAGCGCAACAGACCCCUUUUAUGAUAACUGAAAACCAUCCUUGGAAUCCAAAUGAUUAACUGCCUCCCCUAUAACCUAAACAUUGUCAACCAUCUUCACAAUCCAAAAUUUAACUCUCAUGCCUUAGAUUCAGAAAUCUACACUUAAACAUGCAUGUAACUGCAUCCUCAAUUUAUUUACAUUAGUGGAGUUAGGAGAGAAUUGGUAGGUGCAAUGUGGUUUUAAACGUAUGAUAAUUGUCAAACCAAAAUAACAGAGGUUCCGUCUUUGUCUCACAUACAGUUGGUAUUUUGAAACUCAAGGUUUUAAACAUUUGUAUUUAGAUCACUUAGAGGUGGAAAUCCUACUCACAAAAUGCCAUCGAUUGGAC